Molecule: messenger RNA, 909 nt
Organism: Chondrus crispus (carragheen)
Lineage: Eukaryota; Rhodophyta; Florideophyceae; Gigartinales; Gigartinaceae
Exons: 1
Coding region: 1-909 (302 amino acids)
Biological process (GO): siroheme biosynthetic process
Molecular function (GO): uroporphyrin-III C-methyltransferase activity
Source: RefSeq, a predicted model, not a curated record
AUGCGUAUCUUUGCUUUCGCCACGGCAGCGUCAUUUCUCCCUCGGCAGUUGCCGUCAUCAUCACCUGCCAGAUGCCGAUCGACAAAUCGCAAGAGACCAACCACCUGUCUCACUCCGCCGGCCAGCAGCGUCCCAUCCGAUGCCUCAGCGGCAAACAACAAGUUCCGUGCGCCGCGCGGACAAGUCUUCCUCGUAGGCACAGGCCCCGGCGAUCCUGGGCUACUAACGCUGAAAGCCGUGCACUUACUGCGGACCGCUCAAGUAGUCCUUUACGAUCGCCUCGUCUCCGACGAUAUUCUCUCCUUUAUCAACCCCUCAGCGGAGAAGGUGUGUGUAGGAAAAGGGCGAAAUCUCGGGACGGGGAGCCAGAGAUCGAUACAGGAGCAAAUCGCGUACCACGCGUCUCUGGGCAAGCGAGUUGUGCGGCUGAAGGGCGGAGACCCCGCCAUUUUCGGGCGGCUGGGCGACGAAUUGAGCUAUUUGCGUGGGGAGAAAGGGAUUGAGGCGGGCGUGGUGCCGGGGUUGACGGCGGCCUCAGGUGCCGCAGCGAGUCUUGGUUUUCCAUUGACGCACGGCGGUGUGUCUGAGGAACUGCGGUUGAUCACCGGGCAUAGUGGGAGGGAUAAGCAGUUUGAGAUUGCGCAGGUAACGGAAGGCUCUACGCUCGUGGUUUAUAUGGGAUUGCGGGAGAUGGGGGCGACGCUCGAGACGUUGCAGAAGCGAGGGGCGCGUAAAGACCUGCCAGCAGUGGCGGUUCAGGGCGCGACGACAGCUGCCCAACGCGUGGUCUGGGGCAGAGUAGAGAACCUGGCCGCUAGAGUAGAGCAGGUUGGGCUGAAGAGCCCGACCGUCGUCAUUAUCGGAGAAGUUGUGCGCAUGGCACAUGAGUGGGAAGAAACUGCCAAGUGA